Cylicostephanus goldi is the source of this 429-nucleotide messenger RNA. The record is from the annotation of a GenBank genome assembly. NCBI's taxonomy places the organism in Eukaryota, Metazoa, Nematoda, Chromadorea, Rhabditida, Strongylidae.
CUGUCUAGGUGUAAGCACUGGAACUAUCCCGAGACUUUGCCGACUGUCUCAGUUGUCAUUGUUUUCCACAAUGAAGGAUGGACGCCCUUACUAAGAACCGUACAUUCUGUACUGCUUCGGUCUCCGCCUCAGCUCAUCAAGGAGAUUGUUAUGGUUGAUGACUAUUCAAGUAAAGAGCAUCUGAAAGAGAAAUUGGAUAAAUACGUCAAAAGAUUCAAUGGAAAGGUGAAUUCACAUAGUGUUUUGAUGAAAAUUGUUGCAAUAUCAGUCAAAGUUCGUCUCGUGCGCACUGAGGAUCGAGAGGGACUGAUUCGUGCUCGUACGAUCGGUGCGAAGCAUGCUACUGCAGACGUGGUCAUCUUUCUUGAUGCCCACUGUGAAGUUAAUACAAACUGGUUACCUCCACUUCUGGCUCCUAUCAAACAUAAC